AGAGUUGCAAAAGACGCUUUUCAACGGCAAAAUUCGCGCUAUUUCGCCUAGCAAACACACACAGGAGUGCUCCUUCACCAUUCGUGGCUCACAUCGAGGGGAAAAGUGAGUUAAUUCGACCGGCUCCCGUUUCGUUGCCACCGAGCUCUUGUGCAUAUGCAGACUAUAAAAUGUGUAGUUGUCGGGGAUGGUGCGGUAGGAAAGACUUGCUUACUCAUCUCCUACACAACCAACAAGUUCCCCUCAGAAUAUGUACCCACGGUUUUUGACAACUAUGCAGUGACAGUGAUGAUCGGGGGCGAGCCCUACACACUAGGCCUUUUUGACACUGCAGGUCAGGAGGAUUAUGACAGGCUACGUCCUCUCAGCUACCCACAGACAGACGUGUUCCUUGUGUGCUUCUCUGUCGUCUCCCCGUCGUCAUUUGAAAAUGUCAAGGAGAAGUGGGUUCCUGAGAUUUCCCACCACUGCCCCCGCACACCCUUCCUGCUGGUGGGCACUCAAGUGGACCUGCGAGAGGACAGCAACACCAUUGAGAAGCUAGCCAAGAAUAAACAGCGCCCCCUGUACCCCGACAGUGCCGAGAAACUUGCCCGGGAGCUCAGGGCCGUCAAAUACGUUGAGUGCUCUGCUCUCACACAGCGGGGCCUCAAGAACGUGUUCGACGAGGCCAUCCUGGCUGCCUUGGAGCCCCCCGAGACCAAAACCAAGAGGAAGUGCGUCCUGCUAUAGACGAGCAGCAGUUAGAGACCGAACGGUAUAAGAAAACGUUUAGGGGGGUGGGGCGAAAUCCAAACAUCAGUGAGUUCAGUGGCCAAUUCAGACAAUGGGGAAGGUACAAAGAGACUUAAAAGGAGAUUGUGGUGACUGUGCCUUCAAAAAUAAAGGGUUGAAAGAAGUAAGGGGAGUGAAAGGUCAGUGUGCAGUGCAGUAAACGCGGCUAGUAUCAGCCAUCUCCUCAUCGCUGAAAGCUUUUAGAAAGUGCAGUGUUCUCCACAAAUAUUCCACAAAUGGGGCAGGAACCCUCCACCUCCCUUUAAAUACAUUUUUAUUAUUAUAUAAUUGCUUUUGACUUCAUGUGGCCUGCUGGGGCUUUUGCCUCAGAUGGAGUAAAAAAGACAAAAACACAUUAUUUACAAAUAAUUUUUAGUCAACUUUGGUUAAAAUGUAAAGAGCCAUGUUAAUGAUAAGUGGUACUCUGCUAUCUUUUCUGACUGAUUUGAUUGAUGGAAGCGCAAGAUAUUUAGUACACGCCCAACAAAGGUAGUGCUCUGUAACUGCUACUUCCUUCCAAACACUCAGUAAUUAGUGGGGAGGCCAUUUUCACUUUUUUUUCCCCCUUCUGCGGGUGACUGAAAGAAUUUAUAUUUUAUUCUUUCUUUGUGUAUAUUGCAUUGAUUUAUGUGACUUUAUUUUGGGACCUGUUUAGGAGUAAAACAAAAUGUUUUCAUUUUGAAACUUGAGGUUUUAUUUUUUGUGAGAUCACUAGACUACCAACAGGGCGAUUGAUAAGGCAAAACAACAAAAAUCAAGCUGUAAUAUUUUGCAUAGAUCUUGAUCGAUUGAGAUGUUAACCUUUGCUAGUAAAUUCGUGGGAGUUUGUAAUCGCAUAAUAUUUGUAAUAAAAUGGUUUAACUGA
Molecule: messenger RNA, 1639 nt
Organism: Phycodurus eques (leafy seadragon)
Lineage: Eukaryota; Metazoa; Chordata; Actinopteri; Syngnathiformes; Syngnathidae
Gene: cdc42l
Product: cell division cycle 42, like
Exons: 6
Coding region: 157-732 (191 amino acids)
Biological process (GO): small GTPase-mediated signal transduction; modification of synaptic structure
Cellular component (GO): dendritic spine
Molecular function (GO): GTPase activity; GTP binding
Source: RefSeq, a predicted model, not a curated record